GCGGUCAGCUGAUCAAUACAGCAACAACUGGAAAUCCACUAGCAACCUCGAUUAUACAGAAUAUUUCUUUCUUAACAGGGAGUUUGUGUACGGUCAUAUUUAAAGAUUGUUUUAAAUACAUUUUUAAAGUUAAUUAAAGGUGCAGCAGAAUGAAAGGAUUGUUUUGCCGGGCAAGUAAGGAUGAUGCUGAACCCAAAUUCGUCAUCCAGGAGACGACUCUCCCAGAUGUUUUAGGCAGCCAUCAGGUCAGAGUUCAGGUGAAGGCUUGUGGACUCAGCUCACUGGAUCUUCAGUUGCUCAGUGAUGUGGGGAUCCAGAGAGAUUUGAUUCCUGUUGGCAGAGAGGUGGCUGGGGUGGUCCUUCAAGUCGGCCCCAAGGUAACCUUCUUCCAGCCGGAGGAUGAGGUUGUAGGCAUCCUUCCCCUGGAUUCUCCGUGUUCUGGAUUAUGUGAAGUCAUUGAUGUAGAUGAAUAUCAUUUAGUUCAGAAGCCAGAGAAACUCAGCUCGGUGUGUGUCGCUGGAGCGCUGCGCGAUGGCCUUUGUGCUUACACGGCUUUACACACACAUGCUCGCAUGGCAGCCGGACACACACUCCUCGUCAUGGACGGAGGCAGCCCCUUUGGCCUCAUGUGCAUCCAGUUGGCUUGUUAUCAUGGAGUGAAGGUUCUGACAACGUCGCAUUCCCCACAAGAACACACUUUCCUGGAGCAGCUCCGGCCUCAAGUUGGGGUUCAACAUCCUUUAGUAGCCAGGGUUAUUCCCGUGUAUAACGGCUCAUCAGAUCUGCUGUCGGUCAUCAUGGAGGAGACGGGAGGGCUGGGAGUGGACAUAGUUGUAGAUUCUGGAGUCUGUCUGCAUGAAGAGGAGGAAAAGCUGGAGGAGAAGAAACUACUCCCUCACAAGUGUGACAUCAUCAGCGUCCUGGGAGUGAGCGGUCACUGGGUCACAUCCCACCAAGACCUGCAGUUGGAUCCUCCAGAUUGCAGAUUCCUGCAUUUAAAGUCGGCCUCUGUGUCUUUCCUCAACUGUGAAGUCUGGACAGCGGCAUCGGCGCAGCAAGGACGAUAUCUCCAUAUUCUGAAGGAUAUUGUGGAGAAGAUGUCGGUUGGAGUACUCAGACCUCAGCUAAAGGAAGCGGUUCCCCUCUACGAAGCCACGGUUGCCAUGGAGACGGUCCAGCGUAACCCCAGGAAAAAGGCUGUUGUUCAGCUCUGACCAAAAUUGCGACCGAACUGAUCAUUAAUAUUCGUUUAACACAUUUACAUGCUAAUGCCACACUGUUCAGUUAACUUUACAUCACGACACAUUUGACCUUCAGACUCCAGUUUAUAUCCUGUCUCUGGAUAGUUCAGGUUGCUUUCAUACUAUAAAACUACAACCCUCAUUAAAUCUGACUGUAAAGUUUCAUUUGGCCGAUGAAAAAUACAUUCCGUUGAAAAGGACAA
Molecule: messenger RNA, 1444 nt
Organism: Cololabis saira (Pacific saury)
Lineage: Eukaryota; Metazoa; Chordata; Actinopteri; Beloniformes; Belonidae
Gene: cryzl1
Product: crystallin, zeta (quinone reductase)-like 1
Exons: 13
Coding region: 150-1214 (354 amino acids)
Molecular function (GO): oxidoreductase activity
Source: RefSeq, a predicted model, not a curated record